Messenger RNA from Hypanus sabinus (Atlantic stingray), 5655 nucleotides. It is a transcript of the gene edem3, whose product is annotated as ER degradation enhancer, mannosidase alpha-like 3. The coding region runs from base 167 to 3052 and encodes 961 amino acids. Gene Ontology annotation, biological process: endoplasmic reticulum mannose trimming; mannose trimming involved in glycoprotein ERAD pathway; carbohydrate metabolic process. NCBI's taxonomy places the organism in Eukaryota, Metazoa, Chordata, Chondrichthyes, Myliobatiformes, Dasyatidae. The record is from RefSeq and is a predicted model, not a curated record. Gene Ontology annotation, cellular component: membrane; endoplasmic reticulum. Gene Ontology annotation, molecular function: mannosyl-oligosaccharide 1,2-alpha-mannosidase activity; calcium ion binding. The transcript has 20 exons.
GUCAACGUCAGUUUUCUAGCGUCACCAAAAGAUGGCGGCUACCAGGAAGAGGUGGGAUCGGGAGCUGGUGACAUUACAUUAAUGAUUGUUGUGUGAGUGUGUGAGUGAAUGGGAGACUGCUGCAGCAUUUCUGCUCUCGGUGUGCGAGUGGGUGAGAGCCGGCCUGAUGAGUGGUGUUGAAAGUGGUAGUGAGAGGUUCUUAUCCUCAAUCCCGGCCAGGAGGCUGCUGCUGUUGCUGCUGACUGUGUCCAGCUUGGGGCUGCGGAUGGUGGCGGCGAUGGAGAAGGAAGAGAAACGCCAACUCAGGGAUCAAGUAUUGGAGAUGUUUGAUCAUGCAUAUCAAAAUUACAUGGAACAUGCAUACCCAGCUGAUGAGCUAAUGCCUCUGACAUGCCGUGGCCGUGUUCGUGGCUUGGAACCCAGUCGUGGUGAUGUGGAUGAUGCCCUUGGCAAAUUUUCUUUGACUUUAGUUGACACUUUGGAUACUCUCGCACUGCUAAAUCAAGUGGAAGAAUUUGAAGCUGCUGUGAAAAGGGUUAUAAAUGAUGUUCACUUGGAUAAUGAUAUUGUUGUCUCAGUCUUUGAGACUAAUAUAAGGGUGCUAGGAGGUUUGCUGGGAGGCCAUGCGAUGGCUACAAUAUUGAAAGAGCAAAGUGAGCAGAUGCAAUGGUAUAACGAUGAGCUUCUCUACAUGGCAAAGGAACUUGGGUACAGGUUGCUGCCAGCGUUCAAUACCACCAGUGGACUUCCAUACCCCAGGGUCAAUCUGAAGUAUGGAGUGAGACAACCGCAAGCCAGAACGGGUACAGAAACAGACACCUGUACAGCCUGCGCAGGAACCCUUAUUCUGGAGUUUGCAGCUCUGAGCAGACUUUCUGGAGACCCAGUUUUUGAGCAACAUGCUCGGAAGGCCUUGGACUUCUUGUGGGAAAGGCGGCAGCGCAACAGCAACCUAGUGGGAACAACCAUCAACAUCCACACUGGAGACUGGGUCCGCAGAGAUAGUGGAGUUGGAGCUGGAAUUGAUUCUUAUUAUGAAUAUCUUUUCAAAGCAUACAUUCUGCUUGGUGAUGAUGGCUAUUUGCAGAGGUUCAACACUCACUAUGCAGCUAUCAUGAAGUAUAUAAGCCAACCCCCUCUCCUUCUCGAUGUUCACAUACAUAAGCCACUGCUAAAUGCACGGACAUGGAUGGAUGCUUUGUUAGCUUUCUUUCCAGGCCUGCAGGUUUUGAAAGGAGAUAUACGUCCAGCUAUAGAAACUCAUGAGAUGUUAUAUCAAGUGACAAAAAAGCACAACUUCCUUCCAGAGGCUUUUACCACUGAUUUUAGAGUUCACUGGGCCCAACACCCUCUCCGACCUGAAUUUGCUGAAAGUACCUAUUUCCUAUAUAAGGCGACAGGGGAUAAAUAUUACCUGGAGGUGGGAAAGACUAUCAUUGAAAACCUGAAUAAGUAUGCCCGUGUACCAUGUGGCUUUGCAGCAAUGAAAGAUGUUCGUACAGGAAGCCAUGAGGACAGAAUGGAUUCCUUUUUCUUGGCUGAAAUGUUCAAAUACCUGUUUCUUCUAUUUGCUGAGAAAGAGGAUGUUCUCUUCGAUGUUGAGGAUUAUAUCUUUACCACUGAGGCCCACCUGUUGCCACUUUGGCUUUCUACCAACUUCACCAAGGAUAAGAAAAAUGAAACAACAAAUUAUGUAGUUUUGGAUGACAGCAACUUUGAUUGGUCAUGCCCUAAUACACAAGUUCUGUUCCCAAAUGAUCCUUCUUAUGCCGACAGCAUUCGUGAACCCUUUAAAAAUGUGGUGGACAAAACUUGCCCAAAGACCAGCACUCGACAAGAGGUAGGUGGCGAUGGUCCUGGGGUCAGGUCACAUCUGAGGGCUAGAGAUUUUAUGGCCAACAAUCCUGAGCACCUUGAGUUACUGAAGAAAAUGGGAGUCAGUCUAAUUCACCUCAAGGAUGGCCGAGUCCAGUUGGUUCAGCAUGCAAACCAGGCAGCAAGUGCACAUGAUGCAGAGGACGGACUGCGUUUCAUGCAGGAGAUGAUUGAAUUAUCUAGUCAGCAGCAGAAGGAGCAGCUGCCACCUCGGGCUGUCCAAAUUGUCUCCCCUCCAUUCCUCGGUCGAGUGGUACUCACAGCUGGACCAGCACAGUUUGGGACAGAGCUUUCCAAAAUUACUAGUGGGGUACGAGGUUAUGUUGCAAAGAGUGAGCCCUACAAUGGCUGUUCAGAAGUAACAAAUCCCGAAGCAAUAAAGGGAAAAAUUGCCCUGAUGCAACGAGGUCACUGCAUGUUUGCUGAGAAAGCACGGAAUGCACAGAAAGCUGGGGCGAUAGGGGGCAUUGUUAUUGAUGACAAUGAAGGAAGUAGCAGUGACACAGCCCCCCUCUUCCAGAUGGCUGGUGAUGGAAAGAACACGGAUGAUGUUACAAUCCCAAUGCUUUUCCUCUUCAAUAAGGAAGGAACUAUCAUCAUUGAUGCUAUGCGGGAAUAUCAGGAAGUAGAAGUGUUGCUCUCAGAUAAAGCAAAAGAUAGAGAUCCGGAUAUGGAAGAAUCGGAACAAAAUUCUGAAGAUGAUUUGCAGUCCAGAGAGCCGAGUUCAACUACUUUUGAAUGUCAGAGUGAAGCAGUAUCUUACAUUAAAAUCCCAAGCAAUGAGAAAGCUGAUGAAUCAGUGAGCGAGGAUGAUGCCAGUGAUCAGUUAAUCAUGCCUGGUGCAAAGAUACAAUUAAAUAAUGAAAUUCUGGAUAUGUUGACUGGUUCUGAUCAGAAUCCAAGUAAUACACCUACAGAUGCAUCCUCAGAUACUGCUGAUGUCAAAGAUCAGGACGUGCAAAGGACAGAUUGUCAAGAGAGCUCUGAAGAUGGACAGGAACCAUGUACUCAGUUUUUGGAUCAGGUGAAGGAAGGGGCUGAUAAUGAGGUAGAGACAGAGCAGGAAUCCAAUCCAAAUAUUAGUCAAGAGACAGAGGCUCGAACAAUAGACUCCUUGUUAUCAGACUGGAAGGAAGAGAUAGACGCCUUUGAAAUGAUGGAUAAAGAUGAGCUAUGACGAUGAUUAUACAUUUGUACAAUGGGAUUUUGCUCCAUUUCCCUCCUAUGAACUAGUGAAGUUGUGCACUGUGGCAUUCCCUGAUCAAUUGGAAGAAUAUGCCGAUCUGUCUUUUUGAUUUGUAGCAACUUUUAGGAAGUGGAGAGAAUAUCCUCAAUAUACUGAUCAUCUUUUCUACCUGUUUAAUCUGAAGAUACCUGUCAGAUAAAUGGUUUUUUUGAAUCAGCAUGCCUCAGACUGUGAGAAAUGUGCCAGGGUUGAGAGAACUUCUGUUGCAUUAUUUUCCACCUUUCCUCCUUUUUCCCAUUCAUUUGCACACUCCUUCACUCUAACCUUAUUGUGUUACUGCAGUUUUUAAAACUCCACAAUUCUGUUGCAUUUAUCCAUGUAUGAUUACAACCAGAUUAAAGCACCAGGUUGUUUUUUUUUAAGUUGGUAAUUACUGAAAUAUGAUUUUAGCUUCUAUUUUGUUUUUCUAUUGAAUUGAAAAUAAUUCUUUACAGGACUGCCUCCGGCAAUGAAACUUAAGUGUUUUCAGUACUAUCCCAACUAAAUGAGGAAAAAAUGAAGGAUUUGGUGUUGUCAGAAACUACAAAAAAAUUAACAAACUUGAUUUUUAUUUUGCUCUGACUUGAUUAUCCCUGUUCCUCCAUCACAUUUCUAAACCUUUCUAGCCUGUUAGUGUAUUUAAUAUGGGGCAAUGAUAACACCCAGUCAGUGCAGGCAUUCAAACCAAUGACUUUCAGUGGCAUUCUCAAAUGGACAGAAAUCUGGUCAAUUUGCUAGAACCAUCAGCCCAAUGACUAUUAACUGAAUAAUUCUCCUGUUGAAUCCACAUCUAGUUACAGCUUUGAUAUCCGAUGAUAGGUUGGUUAAUUUUGUAAAAGCUUCUGGGUAACAGGUGGCAGCUCUUCUAUAUUGGUUAAUACUACAAACAAAACUAGUUUGUAAGACCAUUUUAGAUUAAAUUUAUAACAAAACAUAGUGUUUUUUAUGUUUUAUAAAAAAUAGUUGGUGUAAGGCUAGGAGUUAGCAGUGGAAUAUUAUUGCCCAGUAUUCCCCAGUAGUUUGGGGAAGCCAACACUGUCUUGUACAAGAAGCAGCAAAACUUAAUGUUUGUGAACCUUUUAAUAGAUCACAACAUUAUGGAUAAUGUGCAGUUUGCAAGGAUAUUUAUCUGCCAGAGACUUCCUCAGGAAUUUGAGCUGACCUGAAAUGUUCAAGAUAUUUUACCUGUUGAAUUUUUUCUCCAAAACGCAUUUGCAGAUUGAUAGAACUUUAAAUGUUUCUUUUUUCCGUCUGAUUCAAUGGAAUUCCACAAGUAAUAUUUGUCAUUAGCCCUCUCAUUCUAAUAGAUGAGGGAUGUUGAGACAUGAAGUAAAUGGUUCAUUGGCACCACUUUAAUUCCUUUUAAAAUGAUGCAAAUCUCUCCCAAAUCUAGAAAUAAUUAAUUGAUUAACAUGUGGAAUUGUUCAAUUUAUGAUCCCGUUAAGUGCCUUGCAAUAUUUUAUUAAGUUAAAAUUCACUCUAUAAAUAGAAGUUGGUGUUAAAUUUGCAAAAUAGAUGGAAGUUGGUGUUAAUUGUUCUUUUACUAUGUUUUUGGAUAUAGUUUGGUUGAUAAGCGUGCUAUUGUGUUAGGUAGACUGGAUUCUGUUUGUGUUGCUGAAUCAGUGAUGUUCAGUUGCAAUAUUACAAUUGAUCUCAUUGUCGCUAGUUUAGCAAAAGGAAAUGUAAGUCAGUAUGCCCCCUCUAUUACAUAAGCAGAAGUUUUGUGCCUUGAUCUAUUAGGUUUCAAUUGAUUGCUUGACCAAGGCAACUUAGAGAUUCAAUGGCCACAAUUUCUUGGCUCUGACUGGGUGCAUGUAAGAAUUAGUAAUUUGAUAAGAUGUUAGAAACUAGACAACGGUUGCCAGAUUGUAUCCCCAACAAUGUGUGAAGCAAGAGAGAAAAUAGGCAGAUUCUUUUGAAAAGGCACAGUUGUUUCAUGGAUCUAAUUUUCCUCUCUAGCUAAUUAGUUUACUGAUAUAGAGUAUACUGAUAUGCUGUAUUCUUGUAUGUUAGUGUACUCUGUAACCUCUAUUACCCUGUGCAAAUAGUUCAACUUUGGGGCAAAAUAAACCCUUUGGUAGAAAAUCCCUGCAAGUUAAAUUUCAUUUUGAGCAGUUGCUCAUUGUAGAAGAAUGUUUGACAUUUUCAAGAGUGGUGAAUAUUUGGAAUUCAGUUUUAAAUAUUGAAUGUGAUGGAUAUGGAAAAUAUUGUUUCCUGAUGUUUCAUUUGUAAUGUUGUGUCUUUAAGUCAUGUAGUGUACAUUAAGAUAGGCAGUGUAAAUCAUUUAUGGACUGAACCCUCUUUGCACAUGGCAAAAAAUGCACAUUCUUAUAAAAAGUGUAAAUCGCACACUAUCAAAUGGAGAUACUUUCUUUACUGUUUGAAUUUUUGUGUAUUCAAAACCUGACAUAUCAGGUUAAAGAAAUGCUCUCAGUUUUCAAAAGGUAAAACUCCGAGGAUCUUUAGGCUGUUGUGUUACGAUGGAUUUGAAAAUCUUUAUGGCAUUAUUUUUCAAUAUUAACAAUUUUUCCAUAAAACAUAUUUUGUAAACCUUC